AUGCCCCCACCUACUGCCUCCAAUGCAUGGCUUGCAUCACGCCGGUUUGGUAUUGUGAUAGACGCGGGAUCCUCCGGGUCCCGUCUCCAAAUAUAUAGCUGGAAAGAUCCUCGUAUUGUGCGAGCGGAACCAGGGAGUCCCAACCAUGGCAAACUACCGAAAAUAGAAAAGGGAACGAUGGAUGGUGAGGAAUGGAUCAAGAAAGUUGAACCAGGCAAGACGGGUCUAUCCACGUUUGCGGAUAAGCCAAGCGGUGUUGCUGCGUACCUGCGCCCACUGUUGGCUCAUGCAUUAGUGACCAUUCCUCCCUCUCUUCAUACCCAAACGCCUAUAUUUUUGCUCGCAACUGCUGGAAUGAGACUCCUACAUCCUACACAACAAAGGGACGUGCUGAGAGAAGUAUGCGAUUUCCUACGUUUCCAUUCGAAUUUCAAGGUUGAUGACUCAAACUUUAACUCGGGGCUGGGUGCUGGACAUGGUUGCGGCUCGAGCGUGCGGAUUAUAUCAGGGGAAGAAGAAGGACUUUUCGGUUGGCUGGCUGUGAAUUAUCUCAUGGAUGGAUUCGAUAUGCAUCUGAAAUCCAAGUCAGCCGACUCCUCCGAAGCUGAUGGCUCAACAUACGGGUUCUUGGAUAUGGGCGGGGCAUCCACACAGAUCGCGUACGAGCCCUCGCACAAGCAACAAGCACUGCCGGAAAAUCAAGAUUCACUCGUCGAUGUCCGGCUAAGGCUACUGGGUGGGGACGAGAUCCGGCACAAGGUAUUCGUUACGACUUGGCUGGGAUAUGGAACGAACCAGGCCAGAGAACGAUAUAUCGACAAGGCCAUCAAGGAUGCGUCGACCGCAAGCACCACUCCGACUGUCGAAGGGGGCGCAGAUUUAUCCGUCGUUUUGGACCCGUGCCUUCCUGCCAAUCUCACUCGACGGGAGAAACACCUGGAUCCCGUAACUGGCUCUACGUCGCGCACGCUACUUGGCACCGGGUCCUUCAACGAGUGUCUGGCUGCAACAGAACCCCUGUUAAAUAAGCACGCGCCGUGCCCCGAUUCACGAUCCUGUCUCUUCAACGGCGUCCCUGCACCCCCGAUCGAUUUUUCUGUUUCUCGAUUUAUCGGGGUCUCCGAGUAUUGGUACUCGUCCGAGAACGUGUUUGGUCUGGGCGGCGGUUACGAUUUUGUGCAGUACGAGCGUGCUGCCAGUGCUUUCUGUGGCCAGAAUUGGGACGAGCUUGUCGCUGCGCAUGAUAAAGCUAGAGUGGAACACGGUAGGGAGGGCUUAGGUGGAGACGGCCAUACGGAAAAAUAUGGCGAAAUUGUCGAAGUUGGCCAAUGGGGGCGUAACGUUGAGCUCAAGCGUCUGGAAAUGCAAUGCUUCAAAGCGGCGUGGAUUGUAAAUGUUCUUCAUGAAGGCAUUGGCAUCCCGCGUAUCGUGGAUUCCCACGGUAACUCGACGGAUCAGGAUACCGCUGCCUCUGUCAGUAUCUCGGCCGAAGAAAAGGGAUUAGGGAAAACUCAGAGCUCAAAAAAACUCCCGUCUCCAACAUUCCAAAGCAUGGAGUCGGUCAAUGACACGGCGAUUUCAUGGACGUUGGGGAAGAUGGUUAUUGAAGCCUGCAAAGAUAUACCCCCCGCUUCUAAACAAGCCAUCCCAAUUGCGGAUCCAAUGCAACCUACUCCUCCAGUUCCCCCUCCUAAUCCCGUUCUUUGGGACUUUGAUGCCCUUGAGGACAGUAUUUCUCAUCGACUUCCACAGAGAUUGACCCGACAUUCGUUGGGAUUUUCGCCUGUUGCAUUCGCCUUUUACUCAACCGUGCUCACUCUUUGCAUAUACACCCUCUGGCGUAUGCGGCCGCGCCUACGAACGCUUACUAGGCGUUGGCGACGAAUUCUAUAUCCUACUGAACAGCUUGAUAGGAUGGAGUAUGCUAUGGAGGCCGGAAACACCGUAUCAAGCCCAAUGAUUUCUAGACCAGGGACUCCAUCUUUCUCGAACACCCACAACCACGCUGUAAAAAUCACUUCAGCACUUCGCACGUCACUGCGAGACUUGGCUGCUCCCAUCCAACGCGCGGCUUCCCCAUUUCAGAACAAACGGGCAUCUAGCUUCCCUCCCGUUAGUGGAUACGAAAGCGGAAACGGUUCUGGAAGCCCGGCUACUCCACCCACUGCUAGACCUUAUCACCUGAGCGUCAAUACACUGAGUGGUGCACGAAGUUCCGCUCCGUCGCCCAACAGUCCUGCUGUUCUCUCAAACGGACUGCUUAGAGAAACUACUAGUAGCUCCCUCCAGACACCGAUCUACUCGCUUUCGAGGAACAGCUCGUCUGUGAAUCUGACUACAAUAGUACCACGUACCUCGUCCGCCAUGUCGAGACAAACGACCAACGGACACACCCCGACGUCUUCUAUGAGUGACGACUAA
Rhizoctonia solani is the source of this 2421-nucleotide messenger RNA. RefSeq names its product guanosine-diphosphatase. Gene Ontology annotation, biological process: nucleoside diphosphate catabolic process. The record is from RefSeq and is a predicted model, not a curated record. Gene Ontology annotation, molecular function: nucleoside diphosphate phosphatase activity. Bases 1 to 2421 code for a protein of 806 amino acids. Lineage: Eukaryota; Fungi; Basidiomycota; Agaricomycetes; Cantharellales; Ceratobasidiaceae. The transcript is spliced from 4 exons. Gene Ontology annotation, cellular component: membrane.